Messenger RNA from Gryllus bimaculatus (two-spotted cricket), 936 nucleotides. The record is from the annotation of a GenBank genome assembly. NCBI's taxonomy places the organism in Eukaryota, Metazoa, Arthropoda, Insecta, Orthoptera, Gryllidae.
AUGGCGCGGCGCGGUGGUCGAGGGGCGGAUGAGAACGCCUCCGCCUCCGCCGCCGAGGGCAGCGAGGGCGUGGGCGAGGUGGUGGUCCAUCAGCCGUACGAAGUGCAAGUGUAUCGAGCUCACGUCCUGCUGGGCAACACCGCAGUGCUGCGUUGCAACAUUCCGGCGUUCGUCAAGGAUUACGUAACGAUCACUUCUUGGUUUCGAGACGACACCAUCAUUCUUCCUGGACGCGAUGACGCCAGCAGUCGGUACGUGGUGACGUCGAGCGGGGACCUGCACAUACGCGGGGCCAAGCCUGAGGACGGCGUCCCGCGGUACAGCUGCCACACCCUGCACGCCCUCACCGGCGACCGCCGCAAGAGCGCGCCAGCGGCGCUCACAGUCACCGGCGUUGCUGCCUGGCUGAGUGUGAUGCGCUGCGCUGCGCUGCGUGUUGCAGAUCCCACGGGCAGCAUGCCCCCGCGCCUCACGCAGCGCACCGUCACGUCGCUGGCGGCGGAGCAGGGCUCGGACGUGCACCUGAGCUGCGCCGCGCAGGGCCACCCGCCGCCCACCUUCACGUGGCUGCGCGAGGUGUCGGGGCAGCUGCGGCCCGUGGCGGCGUCGCUGCGCGUGGCGCCGGCGCAGGACGUGCUGCACAUCCGGCACGUGGGCGCCGAGGACGCCGGGCGCUGGGUGUGCCGCGUGCACAACCAGUUCGGCGAGCAGCACCUCGACACGCAGCUGGCGGUGACGGCGCCGCUCGCCGUCCACGUCCAGCCGCAGCUCCAGGUGGUGAACUCCGGGGAGUCGGCUUCGUUCAACUGCUCGGUGUCGGGCGCGCCGCUGGACUCGGUGUCGUGGCUGCACAACGGCGCGGCGGUGGGCGAGGGCGGCGCGGGCGGCGGCGGGCGCGUGCGGCUACUGACGCCGCUGGCGCUGCUGUUAAAAUAA